This is a messenger RNA of Paramuricea clavata, 1089 nucleotides long. The record is from the annotation of a GenBank genome assembly. NCBI's taxonomy places the organism in Eukaryota, Metazoa, Cnidaria, Anthozoa, Malacalcyonacea, Plexauridae.
AUGUCACGGCUAGGCUCAUGGGCAGACCAUAUUAUCAUACAGGCAGUUGCGAAUGCAAAUAAUUUAAGAAUUCACAUCACAGAAAGUGCACAAAAUUUUACUGAAACUACAGUUGUAACCUCUAUUUAUGCUCAGGGAAAUGUAAGAGAUAUUUAUAUCGGACAUCUUGACGAACUGCAUUAUGUUUCUACAACGCCAAUUGAGCAAUCUGCUUCUCAACAAAUAGGAAAUCAGACAGCAACUGAUAAACAAAAAUCAAACCCUCAAAAUUCGCAAUCUAAUACUAAUAGUAAUAAACGUAUCUCAGAAAACUCCGUCUCGAUGAAAAAAAUUCAUAAAAGAAAAGAAUACAUGAAGGAAUACAUAAAAAAAAGAACGUCGAACAACGAAUUUAAAAAAAAAGAAAGCGAGAGAAAAAAAUCAUAUAAUAAGAAAUACAAAAACUCGAAUUCUGAAAAAAUUAAGGAAUCUUGGCAAAAAGCCAGUGCAACAUACAGACAAUCAAAUCCUGAAAAAAUAAAAGAGAGUUUUAAGACAGUCAGUGCAACAUACAGACAAUCAAAUCCUGAAAAAGUAAAAGAGAGUUUUAAGACAGCCAGUGCAACAUAUAGACAAUCAAAUCCUGAAAAAGUAAAAGAGAAUUUUAAGAUAGCCAAUGCAACAUACAGACAAUCAAAUCCUGAAAAAGUAAAAGAGAUUUGUAAGACAGCCAGUGCAACAUACAGACAAUCAAAUCCUGAAAAGGUCAAAGAAUCAAGUAAAACAGCCACGGAAUUGUCAAAAUUGUCAAAUAUUACGUACAAGCAGAACUAUUCGGAAAGAGUUAAGGAUACUCAAAAAAGGAAAUAUCUUAAAAGAAAGUUAGAAUGUGGUGAAAGUGAAACUAAGAUGAUUAAAUAUAAUAAAGUAGAUAAUUCGAAUGACAAUUCAUGUGAAACUUUGCAAAUACCUGGUAACUCUGAUGAUUCGAGACAACAAAUCGACGUAACAAAGGCAAUUGAGUUAUUUCAUAAGAACAUUAGUGUUGGACCAGAAUAUAUUUGCACCUGUUGUGACCAAUUAUGGUAUAGAUCAUCUGUCACUGAGUGA